Molecule: messenger RNA, 529 nt
Organism: Rhizophagus irregularis DAOM 181602=DAOM 197198
Lineage: Eukaryota; Fungi; Glomeromycota; Glomeromycetes; Glomerales; Glomeraceae
Source: RefSeq, a predicted model, not a curated record
AUUUAAUAUUAUUAUUUUAUUUUAUUUUAUUUUUUUAGAUUUCGUAACUCCACUUAAUACCAAAUAUCGCCAUUUACAUUUACUAUGUUAUUAUAAUUACAAAAACCGUGUUUCCAUUUAUUUUAUUUAAUGCCGUCGUAAUACUUGCAUUUGCACAUACAAUGUACAUUUUACUUACAGAGUCAAAGAAAACUAAGGAUUCAUUUAAUGGAACUACUACGAAUCCUUUGAACGGUCAAGAACUUAAUGUCAAAAUGAAAGCUAAUUUUGAUUCUACAGAUCGGAACGAUAAUCCAUUUUCGUAUUAUCCUACGGCAAUGGUAGCUACAUAUUUUUGGCUUAAUGGAGAUUUUGUUCAGAGAGACUCGUUUGAUUUUUGGGCUGUUGAAGUAUUUUCCUUGAUCGCUAGCAUUCUUUUAGUAACUAUUUUGCAAAAUAUGUUGAUCACUUUUAUGGCUUGGUGUAUACGAAGAAGCAGCUACUAAAGGCAGACAAGCUUUAUUUCGAGCAAAUCAAAUAGCAAAUUAUG